UAUUGUGUAAGUGUCCUGCCCUUCCUCCAGCCGACAAAAUGCCGACGUCUCCCGUGAAAACGCGGAUCCCCCUCACCAGCUUCGGUCAUCUGAUAACAGAGGUGAAGAGACAGCUGUUUGGCAUUGAGGCCCCAGCUUCUGUGGAACUGACUGGUUGGAGGAAAUACUUUAAUAGCUACACUCUGCAGGGGCGUCGAAAUUGUGUCUUGGCUACUUACGGGAUCUUGGGUGUAACGGCAGCUGCCUACUUCAUGCACAGACAAAACAAAAAAGAAACGUCCAGCUCCACGGCCUGAAAAAGAUCAGAACUCUCACAGUGACAUUUGUUCCUGUUCGUUAAUAAAGACUAUAUAAAUGCUCAA
Molecule: messenger RNA, 362 nt
Organism: Seriola dumerili (greater amberjack)
Lineage: Eukaryota; Metazoa; Chordata; Actinopteri; Carangiformes; Carangidae
Product: up-regulated during skeletal muscle growth protein 5-like
Exons: 4
Coding region: 39-296 (85 amino acids)
Source: RefSeq, a predicted model, not a curated record